Messenger RNA from Clonostachys rhizophaga, 1297 nucleotides. The record is from the annotation of a GenBank genome assembly. Lineage: Eukaryota; Fungi; Ascomycota; Sordariomycetes; Hypocreales; Bionectriaceae.
AUGGAGAGUCCGAGAACCAGCACACCCAGCACGCUGAGUAUUGAUGCACAUCAUCAGUCAAGCCGAUUUCAAGGCAUACCGGAUCACUUGGAGGCCGUGGAGAAAGUUAACAAUUACGCGCAACAACUGACAACGGCUUUUAAUCAGCUCCUUGAGACAACAAAAUGGGACAUCGACCGUGCGAGACAAGAGACAAAAUUGAUAGAGGAGCGACUCCAGGACUCGGAGUCGGAAAAAGCGGAAUUGCUCCAGCGCCUACGCGAAAUCGAAGGCAAGUAUAAGGCGUUGGAAGACGUCGUCAUGGAGAAAGACGAAGAAAUCCAGCAGAAUUGGAAGGCGCUGCAAUUAGCAGAAGAAGAAAACAUCAAGCUCGAAUAUGGAAGGGGACUAGCGAUUUCUGUAAUGACCGAGACACAAUACAACGCGGCUAUUUCAGAAGCACUGGCCAAUGAAAGAGCCGAGAAGGCGCUUCAGUCCGAGGCCGCAUCGCAUUAUCGAGCGGAAAAACUCCAGGAAGAAAGGAACUUGGCGGUCAAUGCCAGGGACGCCGCAGAAUGCCGGGCUGAGGAUGCAGAGAAGGCCAAAAUCUUGGCAGAGGAACGGGCCAAGGGGUUGGAGAGCAACCAGGCGUAUAUGCUUUCGUUGAGACAACAAGCAGAGAUACAAGCAGAAAAGGCGCAGUGGAGAGGGGCAAUGAAGCCAGAAGGCUGUUGGAGGUGGCGACCUCCAUUGACCGAGUUGAGGCGGCGAUCUGUGUCAGGCCACCAAAGGACGGACUCACCAAAGCGAACAAAGGAUCACGGCCUUUCUCAUCUCCCGCGACAAAGAGGAGAGAGUUCCUGGCCCAGAGGCAACAUAUCACGACCAGCGACUAGAAGACUUGGCAGAGAAUCUUAACCGCGUGGUGAAAGACUGGGGAACGGAAAAGGAGAGGCAUGCUCUUUUCACAUUCACGAACGACUCGAUCACGGUUGCUAGAGUGAGAAGGGGGCGUGACACUUGUGAAUCUUCGCUUCGCGUCCGGUGUGUCCGUCAUCAUAAAGAGCCAGUGAUCAUUGUGUUUUCCGUCAUUUCCAUCGCGCGCGCAAUCUAUGGAGCGGAUCUCGAUUCGAAAGCUGCCGAGGAGCUUUUACGCGCUUACAUAUCCCAGAAGGUCUCCAGGCGACAUGCCCAAAAUUUGGAUGUAGGUGAGGAAACUGAACGAGUCAUACUGUUUCGUUGGGCAAACCUUGUGGAUAUCCUCAACGAGAUUGCAAGGGUUUAUCACAAGCCGGUUUUGGCCGCGGGGACCGUUUGA